AUGUCUUUUCUUGUGCUCUUUGGUUCUCUCGCGCUCCUUGCCAUCAGCUGGCUGCUCAGCCACAUCCUUACAUGUCUUUCACUCCCUGGAGCGUACGGGCCUGCACUUGCCAGAUGGACUGAUGCAUGGUACAUCUGGAAAAUAUGGCAGGGCAAGUAUGAGGCGUACGACAUCGAAGCACAUAAGGAUGGCUCCAGGAAAAUAGUUCGCAUUGGGCCUCGCAUGUACAGCAUUGACGACCCGGCCAUGGCUCGCGUAAUCUACGGCAUCUCAUCUCCCUUGCCAAAAAGCGGAUGGUACGAUGCCUGGGGAGACCCUCGCAUCCCGAACCACAACCUCUUCAGCGCGCGCGAUCGCGCCGUGCAUGGCCUCAUGCGCCGCAAAGUCGCCAGCAUGUACUCCAUGUCGACAAUCAAGUCCUACGAGCCCUAUGUUGACAGCUGUGUUGCGCUUCUUCUGAAGCGUUUCGACGAGUUCGCCGAAAGCGGAGAGAUGUUUGAUUUGCAGCAGUGGAUGCAGUGUUAUGCAUUUGAUGUGAUUGGUGAGAUCACGUUUGGUAGACGAGUAGGUUUCUUGGAAUCUGGCGGACAAGAUAUCGACGGCAUCAUGCGAGGUCUAGAAGACGCCAACGCGUUCUCGACACUUUCGGGCGUCAACGCCGUCUUGUUACCCAUACUUCUCGUCCUUUAUGGUAACCCUGUUCGUGGUAUCGCAAGUUUUGCGCGAAAGCUCCAAUCCGACAGCGAUGAUAUUGGCAUCAAGGAAAAGCAUGGCGGAGAGACCUUCCUGACAAAAGUUCAACGACUGCAGAAGGAAGACCCGGAGGAAUACGAAAGAUUUCGUGUUCAAACGCUUACUUUAACAGGAAACGUUGCAGCUGGAAGUGACACCACGAGCAUUUCUCUAACCAGUGCGAUAUACCAUCUUCUCACCACAAAUGGUGUCGCAAAGAGCAUGUACGAAGAGCUCGAUUCUCAAGGCUUCUGCUCUAGCCUCGACGAACACAUCACUUUUGACCAAGCCCAGCAACUUCCGUACCUCCAGAUGGUCAUCAAAGAAGCCCUGCGACUCCAUCCAGCCGUCGGCUUGCCCAUGUGGCGCGAGGUCGUAGGGUCCGGUCUGGACGUCGACGGAACCCAUUUUCCGCCUGGGACACUCAUCGGUAUCAAUCCCUGGGUAGCGCACCGGAACGCAAAAGUCUUUGGCACAAACGCCGCAGACUUCAUACCAGAACGGUGGGAUCCCCAACACGCCUCCUCGGAGACGUUAGCGGCCAUGGAGCAGUACUACCUGCCUUUCGGAGCGGGCGCGAGGACCUGCAUAGGGAAGCACAUAUCAAGCCUAGAGAUGGUGAAGUUGAUCCCAGAGCUAGUUAGGCGGUAUGAGUUUAAGUGUCUCAGUGGGGAAUUGAAGACUGUUAAUAGGUGGUUUGUAAAGCCACAGAAAGUACUCUUCAGUGUCAAGCGGAGAGGACUUAGAUCUUGA
This is a messenger RNA of Colletotrichum acutatum, 1485 nucleotides long. RefSeq names its product cytochrome P450. The transcript is spliced from 4 exons. Gene Ontology annotation, molecular function: monooxygenase activity; iron ion binding; heme binding. NCBI's taxonomy places the organism in Eukaryota, Fungi, Ascomycota, Sordariomycetes, Glomerellales, Glomerellaceae. The record is from RefSeq and is a predicted model, not a curated record. Bases 1 to 1485 code for a protein of 494 amino acids.